AUGGGUUUCUAUUCAACAGUGGCCGUCGCUGCCCGAUCGCGGCCGUUUGGCAGCCUCAGGCUCGCUGCUCGCUCACACAGCGUGCGGGGGAUGGGCACGUUUGCCAGCUUCAGGAUUCCUCCAGUCAACAAUGAGCCGAACAAACACUAUGCGCCUGGAUCGCCCGACCGGAAAGGCCUGCAAGAUGCCCUCGCCAGGGUUAAGCAGGCAGCGCCGCUUAACAUUCCUUUGGUGAUUGGGGGGAAGGAGGUCAAAAGCUCUGGCACUUUGACACAACCAAAUCCGUCUACACGCAGUCCGCUGGCCACCUACUCCAACGCGACCAAGGAGGAUGUCAAGGCCGCGAUCGACGCUGCCCUGACAGCGCGGAAAUCGUGGGCAGCAACCCCCUUCGCAGACCGCGCCAGCAUCUUCCUUAAGGCGGCCGAUCUGAUCUCCACCAAGUAUCGCUACGACCUCAUGGCCCUGACGAUGGCUGGCCAGGGCAAGAAUGCCUGGCAGGCCGAGAUCGAUGCGGCGGCCGAGCUAUUUGGCGUGAAAUAUGCCGCAGAACUGUAUGCGCAGCAGCCAGAACACCAUUCCCCGGGUGUCUGGAACCGUCUGGAAUACCGCCCCCUCGAAGGCUUCGUCUACGCCAUCAGCCCGUUCAACUUCACCGCCAUCGGAGGGAACCUCGCGGGCGCCCCGGCCCUGGUGGGCAACGUCGUCAUCUGGAAGCCCUCGCCCUCCGCCAUCGCGUCCGGCCAUCUCGUCCACCAGAUCCUGCUGGAGGCGGGCCUGCCCCCCAACGUCAUCCAGUUCGUGCCCGGCGACGCGGUCGACGUGACCAAGACGGUGCUGAACCACCCCGAAUUCGCGGCUCUGCACUUCACCGGCAGCACCAGCGUGUUCCGCGAGCUGUACGGCCGCAUCGCCAGCGGCGUGGCCGAGGGCAAGUACCGCAGCUACCCGCGCAUCGUCGGCGAAACAGGCGGCAAGAACUUCCACCUCAUCCACAAGAGCGCCGACAUCCGGAAUGCCGUGGUGCAGACUGUCCGGGGCGCAUUCGAAUUCCAGGGCCAGAAAUGCAGCGCCACCUCUCGCGUCUACGUCGCAGCGUCUGUGGCCGAUGAGUUCCAGAAGCAGCUCGUGGACGAGGUGAAGCAGAUCAAGGUGGGCGACCCGUCCGACUUCACCAACUUCUGCGGCCCCGUCAUCCACGAGGCAGCCUUCAACAAGCUGGCGCGGGUCAUCGACGACGCGAAGAAGGACCCGGAGCUGGAGCUGCUGGCCGGCGGUAGCUACGACUCGUCGCAGGGCUGGUUCAUCCAGCCGACCAUCUACCGGACGCAGAACCCGAACCACCCGCUGCUCUCGCGCGAGCUGUUCGGCCCGAUCCUGACGCUGUACGUCUACGACGACGCCUCCGACUCGGGCUUCGCCGACGUCUGCGCCCUGAUCGAGCAGACGAGCGAGUACGGGCUGACGGGGUCGGUGUUCGCGCAGGACCGCGCUGCGAUCCGCUUCGCCGAGGACGCGCUGCGCAACGCCGCCGGCAAUUUCUACAUCAACUGCAAGAGCACCGGCGCCGUCGUCGGCCAGCAGCCGUUUGGCGGGUCGCGGGCCAGCGGCACCAACGAUAAAGCCGGCAGCGCGAACCUGUUGGCGCGGUUCGUGAGCCUGCGGUCUGUCAAAGAGGAGUUUUUCCCGACGUAUAAGGUCGGGUAUCCGAGUAAUGAGCCAUAG
This is a messenger RNA of Rasamsonia emersonii CBS 393.64, 1725 nucleotides long. Its product is annotated as 1-pyrroline-5-carboxylate dehydrogenase. Lineage: Eukaryota; Fungi; Ascomycota; Eurotiomycetes; Eurotiales; Trichocomaceae. The coding region runs from base 1 to 1725 and encodes 574 amino acids. The record is from RefSeq and is a predicted model, not a curated record. Gene Ontology annotation, molecular function: L-glutamate gamma-semialdehyde dehydrogenase (NAD+) activity. Gene Ontology annotation, cellular component: mitochondrial matrix. The transcript has 5 exons.